GAGAGAGAGAAUUUAGCCUUUAGAGAGAGAGAGAAAAUUUAGCCUUUAGAGAGAGAGAGAGAGGAGUUUAGGCACUUUGAUCCAUGGAGGAUCGGUGGGCAAGCCUCCCUCAAGAAAUCUUGAUCCACAUCUUCUCUCUCCUGAACCACUUCCAGUCCCUCCGCUCGCUCUCGCAUGUCUGUAAAUCCUGGCGCGAGGCCUCUCUGGAUUCCGCCUGUUGGGAUCCCUUGCACUUGUCUGAUCACAAAGCUUUCAUCUCCUCACUCCUCAAGGAAGAAGACAUUCUUGAUCGCACUGUGAACCAGAGGACCUUCUUUCUGCUCAAACGUUGUCGAGGCAAUGUCAAGUCCAUCUCCUAUCGCUUCAUCGCCAACGAUUCCAGUCUUCAUCAAAUUGUAGAGAGGUAUCCAUUAUUGGAGUCUCUGUCUCUGCGAAACUGCGCUAGUGUUUCAAGUAAAGCUGUGUGUCAAGUGCUGAAAUCAUGCAAAGAACUGAAGCUCUUGGAUCUCGGUGGAAGCUACUGCUUAAAUGCAAGAGCCAUUCAAGAAGUUGAGGGAAUGUGCCCUAAGCUUGUAGGGUUGAAUUAUGGAGGACACAUAAACUUGGAAAUGGGACAAGCUAUAGGGAAGAGCUUCCCAAAUCUCAAAUGGCUUAACCUUAGGGGAAGUGGCAUUGAUAGGUAUGGUCUGCAAAGUAUAUUGGAGUCCUGCAAGGGGCUGGAGUACCUUAAUGUGAUGGGGUGUCCUAGACUCACUCUAAGCAGUACACUCACUAACAAGGUUGCAGGCCUACUAGAGUUCAAGUGUUCACACUUCAGCUACUUCUACAACCAUGACCAUGGCAAUGACUACAACCAUGACCAUGCCUAUGGCUACAACCAUGACCAUGGCUAUGAUCAUUUUGGCUAUGACCUUUGGUAUCCUUGAGAGAGAGAGAGAGAGUGUGUAAAAACUAUAUGUACAGGGGUGGAUGGUGAAUAAGAUGCCUUAGUUUUAGGUGCCUCAUGGAUUCUAUAGAUGUUCAUGUUUAUGUCUAUUUUGGUACAAAAGGAGGUAAAAUAUAUAUUGGUUUUUGUUUUGGAAGA
Molecule: messenger RNA, 1084 nt
Organism: Amborella trichopoda
Lineage: Eukaryota; Viridiplantae; Streptophyta; Magnoliopsida; Amborellales; Amborellaceae
Source: RefSeq, a predicted model, not a curated record